AAAAAUCAUCUACAUCAAAUUUGAAUGAUUCUCAUGACGAACCUGAACUUAAUUCAUCUGAUAAUUCACAUUUACAAAAACGUGUACGAAUUGAAGAUGUUAAUGAUGAACAGUCAGAUCGUGAGUCCUACGCGGAUGAAAAAAAUACUUCAGUUGAUCUUGAACAGGAAGAAGGAGAAUCUAGUGGCAGUUACCAAGAAAAUAGUUCACAAAAUCGUAAGCGUAAAAAAUCUGGUGGUCGAUGUUUGCGUAAUGCUUUAAGAUCACAUGAUUCAACAACAGAUUCCACUAAAUGA
This is a messenger RNA of Racocetra fulgida, 296 nucleotides long. NCBI's taxonomy places the organism in Eukaryota, Fungi, Glomeromycota, Glomeromycetes, Diversisporales, Gigasporaceae. The record is from the annotation of a GenBank genome assembly.